CUGGACAUCAAGCAGAAACAUGGUUAAUCGUCGCCAGCGUUUGGAAUUCGCCCUGACCCUUUUGCCCUAUGAUCCCGAGACAGUUCAGCUGUCCGAGAAGCAGAAAAAGGUGCAGGGGAUCAUUGCUCGCCUGCGCACAGAUGACUCCUUUGUGGAGGAAGAGAGCGAGGAUGGGAAGAUGCGCCGUAUCCAAGAUGCCAACGAAUUUGCCGAUUGCGCCAUGCGUCACAUUGAAAUGUCCGACAACGGCAAGCUGAGCACUCUGGAAACCCUAACCCUAGCUGCCGAGAAGUUGCUUCGCUCGCAGCGGGAUGAAGACGACCUGGAACUGGAUCGGGAUUUGGAGGACUACGUGCAGGACGUGGAGAACGCGCAGCUGAUGAGGAACACCAUUCUGGCGGUGAAUGAGGCACGACUAAAGCUUCUCCAGCAAUGGGAGCGUUGCAAGCGCAAGGCUUUGGAUCUGCUGACCAUCGAGAUCGAGAAGGUGCAGGAGAUGGACCAGGAGCAAGAUGAGGAGCAGGAACAGGAGCAGGACCAAGAGCAGAGUUCGGAGCCCUUCGAUAUGUUCUGCGACGGAGCCGAUGAUCACAACACUUCCACCCCGAAAACCAACGACGAGGACCUCGGUUUGGAUGACGAUGACGAGGACUAUGUGCCAGGCGGCGAAGAGCCAACGACUAAUAAGAGGAAGCGCAUCAAGAAGCCAGUCACCUCCACUCCAAAUGCCAAGCGUCCGUGUCCCGGCUUCGAGUUCGACCAGGACAGUGAGUCGCCGAUGGUGAUGAUCGGUCCCAACGGCACCGAGGUGUCCCGUGUCAGCCUGAGUGCCAUCAACUGGGACAUGACCGGACCCUCGAUCACCAGGAAGCUUCUCUGCGAGAUCUUCGACCGGGACACCUUGGCCCAUCACACGCUCUCCGGAAAACCUUCGCCGGCCUUUAGGGACUGCGCCCGUCCCAGUAAACAACAGUUGGAUCCGCUUAAGGUCGCCGAUCUGGUCUACCUAAUGACCAACAGUCUGGACAUGACUCCUCGGGAGGUGCGGACCGCCAUUACCACGAAAUGUGCGGAUGAGAACAAGAUGCUCCGCUCGCGAAUGCAGCGCAAGGGGAAGUAGGCGUAUUCCAGAAGAAGACCUUAAGAAUCAAAGAACAUCUUUGAGAUUUAAAAGGGUUCUUUAGUAAUGGUUAAGGAUUCCAAUUCUGCCAAUUGUUUGGUUUCUUAAAGAUCUCUUUAAGAAAUUCUCAACAACUGAAAUUUUACCUUUCCUUAAGUAAUUCUCAACUUGAAAAUUUGUCUUUAAUCCCCAAUUUUAUACUUGUUGAGAACUUAUCCCGAUUUUAUAUUUAACAAAGUCACCGGCACAGCCGAAAAGAGCCAGUGCACCUAUCUAUGUAUGUAUACUCAAACAAAAUAAA
Molecule: messenger RNA, 1421 nt
Organism: Drosophila ficusphila
Lineage: Eukaryota; Metazoa; Arthropoda; Insecta; Diptera; Drosophilidae
Gene: Elba1
Product: early boundary activity protein 1
Exons: 2
Coding region: 20-1120 (366 amino acids)
Biological process (GO): negative regulation of Notch signaling pathway; positive regulation of neuron differentiation
Cellular component (GO): nucleus
Molecular function (GO): transcription corepressor activity; DNA binding
Source: RefSeq, a predicted model, not a curated record